CCCACCACCACGCCUGGCUAAUUUUUGUAUUUUUAAUAGAAGUGAGGUUUCAACAUGUUGGCCAGGCUGGUCUCGAACUCCUGACCUCAAGUUAUCCACCUGCCUUGGCCUCCCAAAGUGCUGGGAUUACAAGCAUGAGUCACCGUGCCCGGCCUGUUUAGAACCUCUUUAAAAAAAUUAUUCUUCAACUCCACAUCCUUCUUCAACCAAAGAGUCUAUUGUGUUCACCAGUGUAUUAAGUGUGUCUAUGUCAAGCUACUCAGUCCCCCAGAAUAUGUUUCUUACCUGGACUGUUCACCAGCUGUGGUCUUGCUCUGGGUAGUUCUAGGUCUGGGUCUCCUGGGGAGAGUGACUCAGGCUCUAAUGAUUGCAACAAAACAUACACCAAGGAACAGGAGGAGGGGUAAAGGAACUGAAACCAGCUGGGUAGCAGGAAAUAGGAAGUCAGAGCUUCUUCUGAUUUUUGAUGGCCCCAAGAAUACACCAAUAUACUGUCUGUUUUAAUGGCAUUAGGACAGUGGGCUGGGCCUGUUUAGAAACUCAUGUACCUGACUGUAUUUCUCAGCCUCAGUCUCUGUGGGAUGCAGAGGUUCGGUGCUCUCAACAUCAAGGGCCAAGAAAUCCAAGUGUCCGGGCCCCUGCUCCCUCCAAGGGUCAAGGUAAAGAAAGCAGCAAGCACUGUGGUGAGAAGAAUCAGAGGGAAGCAAUGAAAGGAAGAGAAGAAGUCGUGAGGGAUGGAGACCAGAAACACAGAGAGAGGUGGUCCGCAGAGCCCAUGUCUGAUUGAUCUCUAUGUCUCCAGCAGCCAGCAAGGAAGCACCUCUUUAGAGACCUGCACCUAUACAAUACCUACCACCUUUUAUUUCUCGAUAUGUGAACUCCAUUGAGAACAAACGAGUAAAUGUGCUGCUGGCAAGAUGGAAACCAACUUCUCCACUCCUCUGAAUGAAUAUGAAGAAGGGUCCUAUGAGUCUGCUGGCUACACUGUUCUGCGGAUCCUCCCAUUGGUGGUGCUUGGGGUCACCUUUGUCCUCGGGGUCCUGGGCAAUGGGCUUGUGAUCUGGGUGGCUGGAUUCCGGAUGACACGCACAGUCACCACCAUCUGUUACCUGAACCUGGCCCUGGCUGACUUUUCUUUCACAGCCACAUUACCAUUCCUCAUUGUCUCCAUGGCCAUGGGAGAAAAAUGGCCUUUUGGCUGGUUCCUGUGUAAGUUAAUUCACAUGGUGGACAUCAACCUCUUUGGAAGUGUCUUCUUGAUUGGUUUCAUUGCACUGGACCGCUGCAUUUGUGUCCUGCAUCCAGUCUGGGCCCAGAACCACCGCACUGUGAGUCUGGCCAUGAAGGUGAUUGUCGGACCUUGGAUUCUUGCUCUAGUCCUUACCUUGCCAGUUUUCCUCUUUUUGACUACAGUAACUAUUCCAAAUGGGGACACAUACUGUACUUUCAACUUUGCAUCCUGGGGUGGCACCCCUGAGGAGAGGCAGAAGGUGGCCAUUACCAUGCUGACAGCCAGAGGGAUUAUCCGGUUUGUCAUUGGCUUUAGCUUACCGAUGUCCAUUGUUGCCAUCUGCUAUGGGCUCAUUGCAGCCAAGAUCCACAAAAAGGGCAUGAUUAAAUCCAGCCGUCCCUUACGGGUCCUCACUGCUGUGGUGGCUUCUUUCUUCAUCUGUUGGUUUCCCUUUCAACUGGUUGCCCUUCUGGGCACCGUCUGGCUGAAAGAGAUGUUGUUCUAUGGCAAGUACAAAAUCAUUGACAUCCUGGUUAACCCAACGAGCUCCCUGGCCUUCUUCAACAGCUGCCUCAACCCCAUGCUUUACGUCUUUGUGGGCCAAGACUUCCGAGAGAGACUGAUCCACUCCCUGCCCACCAGUCUGGAGAGGGCCCUGUCUGAGGACUCAGCCCCAACUAAUGACACGGCUGCCAAUUCUGCUUCACCUCCUGCAGAGACUGAGUUACAGGCAAUGUGAGGAUGGGGUCAGGGAUAUUUUGAGUUCUGUUCAUCCUACCCUAAUGCCAGUUCCAGCUUCACCUACCCUUGAGUCAUAUUGAGGCAUUCAAGGAUGCACAGCUCAAGUAUUUAUUCAGGAAAAAUGCUUUUGUGUCCCUGAUUUGGGGCUAAGAAAUAGACAGUCAGGCUACUAUAAUAUUAGUGUUUGUUAUUUUUUGUUUUUUGACUUCUACCUAUACCCUGGGGUAAGUGGAGUUGGGAAAUAUAAGAAGAGAAAGACUGGCGGGGAUUUGUAAGACUUAGAUGAGAUAGCGCAUAAUAAGGGGAAGACUUUAAAGUAUAAAGUAAAAUGUUUGCUGUAGGUGUUUUAUAGCUAUUAAAACAAAUCAGAUUAUGGAAGUUUUCUUCUAUUUUUAGUUUGCUAAGAGUUUUCUGUUUCUUUUUCUUACAUCAUGAGUGGACUUUGCAUUUUAUCAAAUGCAUUUUCUACAUGUAUUAAGAUGGUCGUAUUAUUCUUCUUCUUUUAUGUAAAUCAUUAUAAAUAAUGUUCAUUAAGUUCUGAAUGUUAAACUACUCUUGAAUUCCUGGAAUAAACCACACUUAGUCCUGAUGUACUUUAAAUAUUUAUAUCUCACAAGAGUUGGUUAGAAUUUCUGUGUUUAUGUUUAUAUACUGUUAUUUCACUUUUUCUACUAUCCUUGCUAAGUUUUCAUAGAAAAUAAGGAACAAAGAGAAACUUGUAAUGGUCUCAGAAAAGGAAUUGAGAAGUAAUUCCUCUGAUUCUGUUUUCUGGUGUUAUAUCUUUAUUAAAUAUUCAGAAAAAUUCACCAGUGAA
This is a messenger RNA of Pan troglodytes (chimpanzee), 2786 nucleotides long. RefSeq names its product formyl peptide receptor 2 (gene FPR2). Gene Ontology annotation, cellular component: plasma membrane. Gene Ontology annotation, biological process: inflammatory response; phospholipase C-activating G protein-coupled receptor signaling pathway; complement receptor mediated signaling pathway. Gene Ontology annotation, molecular function: complement receptor activity; N-formyl peptide receptor activity. Lineage: Eukaryota; Metazoa; Chordata; Mammalia; Primates; Hominidae. The record is from RefSeq and is a predicted model, not a curated record.